Blastomyces dermatitidis ER-3 is the source of this 876-nucleotide messenger RNA. Its product is annotated as MFS transporter. The transcript is spliced from 4 exons. The record is from RefSeq and is a predicted model, not a curated record. Bases 1 to 876 code for a protein of 291 amino acids. NCBI's taxonomy places the organism in Eukaryota, Fungi, Ascomycota, Eurotiomycetes, Onygenales, Ajellomycetaceae.
AUGGCCUGGACUCAUAAAUCGAACGACCUCGGUUUUGACAGGCAUAAGCAUCGCAUACCGAAGGCCCGUGGGACUUCUGCAAGUGGCCUCGAGCUACAUAUCAACAACCUUGGAAGCCGGAAUGGGAGCUUUGACUUGGAUUCACAACAGGAAUGGGAACCAGCAAUUAUGGAAGGAGGAGAGCGCGAACAUAGGCGAAUUCCAUCGUCGUCGUCGACGUUGCACUUCGGCGCAGCAGAAAGGCUGGAGAGCAAUGUGAAGCCUCAGCAUGUGACGUGGAUGUCUCUUCCUCGAAAAGACCAGCUGGCCAUGUUCUGGCGUUCCUUUGGUGGAGCUAUCAGUGGUAUGGUUGGAAUUAUCCGGACCAUGAUAGUGGAAAAUAUCAGGAAGAAAAACUACCAGUCAAGAGCCUUUUCGAUUCUACCAAUCGGAUUUAAUAUUGCUUCCCUAUCCGGGACAGUUAUGGGCGAUUUCCUGGCCGAUCCUGUCACUAGUUACCCACGACUUUUUGGAGAAAAAUUGACUUUUGGAGACAAUGCUGGAGUCACGUUGUUGAAAAAGUAUUUUUUUGCGCUCCUAAUGCUUUUAAAUACCGUUCUCAUGACUAUUUUGCUGGGUACUGUCCAUGGCAUUAUUGGACAGUCGGUUUCAUCCGCAUUCCGCACAGUUGGCCCAGUUUUUGCGUGGUCAUGGUAUGGUCUGGGGCUCGAAAUUGGUAGUUAUGGUGGGAUUGGCAUUGGGCUAGUGGCGGUUGUCUCAUGUCUUGGAUGCACAGCGGCAUUUUGGGUUUAUGAGGGGUCAGGCCACGAAAUAAUUCUGUCUGGAGAAGAAGAGCAGUUAGCACUAUGGAGUCUCACUCCUUCGCAAUUUUAUUAG